This is a messenger RNA of Klebsormidium nitens, 1040 nucleotides long. The record is from the annotation of a GenBank genome assembly. Lineage: Eukaryota; Viridiplantae; Streptophyta; Klebsormidiophyceae; Klebsormidiales; Klebsormidiaceae.
CUGCAUAUGAGCGCAAAUUAUGCAGCGAAUAUAUGUCUUCUUUAUGCUACAGUGGCACUGACAUCAUCGAAUUUCUAAGCGUCUCAGCUGCUCUAAUGAGAAUGAUGUGGGACCUGAUGUAAGCUCCCACCAUAGCUCAAACGCCGCCUUCGAGGGCAUAGGUAUUCUCAAAUGCAGCAGUGUUGAAGGAUGUUGGAGGCAGUCCUUCUUCGGAAGUGCGGGCCCAGCGGGGUUUGGGCAGGGCGCCAAUCGUGUGGUGAAUCCAGCUCAGAGAUUUCUUCCUCACGCGCCUUUUCGCAGUCCUUAAAAAGAGUCCCUAAUUCGUUUUGUAGAGAGUUUAGGGGCAUAGCUGACCGGAAGAAUGUGUGCCGACAAAGUGGCAGUAAAGUAAGGGCGGAGAACGGACCAGAAGACCUCCAUAUUCCCCUUCCUUUCAAGGCGGAAAUUCCAUGCGACAUUUGUCUGGGGAGUGGUUGGCUUAUAUGCGAUUUCUGCCGAGGAGAAAAGGUUAACAUACAAGUGAAGAAAAAGCUGUAUCGACGCUGUCCUUCCUGUCGAGCGGCAGGAGUGUUGAUGUGCCCCCGGUGUAAAGUGCUGCGUUGUGUGACUUUUCCGGAAGGAUCUGAUGGUGCAUUGCCGACAUAAGUAGGUAGGUUUGCGAUCUAGGGGAUCGCGAAUUACAUGAGCAGACAUUCAGUCGUAACGGUCGUGACAGACUCGCCAAUUAAGGUGGACAAAAGUAAUUGGAGUACAAAGUGGAUAUUCGUAGUCCUUAGCCAGACUCAUGCAUCUUGACGAGGCAAAUGGCCGGGCUAUUAUUUGUUCUUCAGUUUCCUUUCUUUUGCGUACGAAAUUGAUUAGUAUCACAGAGCUCACUGAGUAGAAUCGCUAGACCCAUCCCUGAGCAUCUUGAGAUCCAUUGAAGUAGUGAGCACUCGAAAUAUUUUUGGUCGUUUACCAACCGAAGCCCGCCGUGCGCGUCUCAAACCUACAAAAGUUAUGACCAUAUGUGGCGCAUACGCCCUGUAGCUGCAUUCCUG